Molecule: messenger RNA, 549 nt
Organism: Vitrella brassicaformis
Lineage: Eukaryota; Vitrellaceae
Source: the annotation of a GenBank genome assembly
CUACAGCAAUUCAGUGCCAAGUGCGCCUUCAGCGUCGUUCAGCAGUGCUUCCAGCAGCGCACCCGCGUCCAGCAGUGCAUCCAGCAGUGCACUUGCCACCAUCACUGAGUAGCCUACGCACACACACACACACACACAAAUGCAUGCAAAGACGUGGUUCUCUGUGCCCUGUGCUUUUCACCUGCAUGUAUAUCUCCCCCACCUGCACCCACACGCACACCAUCGCAAUCACACCACAGACCAACUCAACACACCUGCACCGUCUUCCACACGAACGACAACACAUCGCCUGGACACACACAGCAGCACAUAACUCAACGCCACCUGCACCACACACGCACAGCACCGCAAUGAAUACGCGUCGGCCGAUGGAUGGACGCGUCUCCUCGUCAGAAGCAACGCUGCUGGGAGCAGGUGCCUGUACAUACACAACACAACCGUCUUCCACACGCACGAAACGCACAGCCCCUCAUCUGCACCGAAGUCCGACUUCUUCCGCGUGAAAUUCACCUCCAGAUGUGGCCUUUUCCCCGUCUGCCUGUCUUCCAU